UUUUGAGUUUUUAUCACUGUGUUUUGAAACGAAGAAUCUUGACGUGUUUAGCUCAUAUUUAUCAUGGGUAAAGAAUUGAUUACAAAUCAUGCUGUGUUGAUUUCAAGCCAACCCAAAAGAAAAAGAUCAGAGACUGAACGAACUGCCAAAAAACAUGCCAAAAAUAAAAGACAAAAGUCAAAGAGAGCAGCUUCUCCUACAUCCAGUUAUCUGUCAAUGAGGACAGACUGUUCAAUGGAUCCACCAACCAACUUUAAAGGUGGAGAGACAUUUCCUUUGCAUUCAAGGAUUAAGAGAAAACGAGAGACUUCACCAGUCACUGGUUAUAUUUCACUGAAAAGUGACAACCCAAUGAACGUUUCAAAAGGCAUUGCAUCUGACUUAAAAGUAAGAGCAGCUUCUCCUACAUCUGCCUGUUUGCCUUUGAAGACAGACUGGUCAAUAGAUCCACCAACCAACUUCAAAGCUGCAGAAACUUUCCCAUUGGAUCCAAGACUUCUGACAGAGCAAGACUUAAGGUGUCGAGUUUGCAAAUCGAUGUUGAAGGACCCAGUGUCCAUCCCCUGUGGACACAAUUACUGCAACGCUUGUAUUAAUGCAUUCUGGGACAAUUGUGCAGGAGAAUAUGUUUGUCCACACUGUGGUAAAGCAUCAGAAACACGGCCAGUGCUGAACAUAAAUGCAGAUCUGGCUGAGGUGGUUAAAUACAAGCAGCAGACAGGCUUCAGUCCAGCCCUUCCACCACAACCCUAUGCCGGACCAGAGGACGUGGCCUGUGAUUUCUGCUCUGAGACCAAAUUGAAAUCUGUGAAGUCUUGUUUGACUUGUAACGCGUUCCUCUGUGAGACUCACGUCAGGCAACAUUACACAAUACCAGCACUACAGAAACACACAUUGUCUGACGUGACUGGAGACAUUAAGACGAGACCCUCAGAGCAAUGUCAGAACUCGGACAACAGCUUCAGUAGCACUGCCGGCGGACAACAGCAUCAUGCAGAUAUAAAGGAGAUGGCAGUCGCUGCCAAGCUUCAGACACGUCUAAAAAGAUCUGCAAAAACCUUCAGACCUAAAACAAAAGAAAAAAAAGAUCAUGUUAGAAAAAUUGCGCUUAUGUGCUCCACACUACAGCAAGAGGUUUCAGGGCUCAAAGAAAAACUCUCAAAGUUAGACAAGAAGAAUACAAAGACAGAAAAAUAUGAGGAUGAAGAGGAAUAUGAUGAUGAGGAGGAUGACUUUGGAGAGGAAGAAGAUGAUGAUGAUGAUGAUGAUGAUGAUGAUAAUGAUUAUGAGGAUUAUGGAGAUUAUGGUGAUGAUGGUGAUGACAAUGAGGACUAUAGUGAGAAAGAUUAUGAUGCAGAGAAUGAUGAAGAAGAGGAGGAUGAUGAAGAUGGUUUAGAUAGUUUUGAUGAUGAGGACGGAAACAAAGAUGAUUGGGAGGAAGAUGAUUGGGAAGACUAUGAAGACAAGGAAGACUAUGAUGAUGAGGACAGUUCGGAGAAAGAUAGCGAUGAGGAUUAUUAUGAUACGGACUAUUAAUCAUCUCUGCUUACAAUGACUAUUGUUUUUCUUAAUAUGCAUAUCUUUUUGCAAAGACAUUUCAAAGCAUUUCAGUGGGAAAUAAUUACAGUUAAAA
Molecule: messenger RNA, 1633 nt
Organism: Rhinichthys klamathensis goyatoka
Lineage: Eukaryota; Metazoa; Chordata; Actinopteri; Cypriniformes; Leuciscidae
Exons: 6
Coding region: 64-1536 (490 amino acids)
Source: RefSeq, a predicted model, not a curated record